Microstroma glucosiphilum is the source of this 639-nucleotide messenger RNA. Its product is annotated as putative RPS8A-ribosomal protein S8.e. Lineage: Eukaryota; Fungi; Basidiomycota; Exobasidiomycetes; Microstromatales; Microstromataceae. The record is from RefSeq and is a predicted model, not a curated record. The coding region runs from base 1 to 639 and encodes 212 amino acids. Gene Ontology annotation, cellular component: ribosome; cytosolic small ribosomal subunit. The transcript has a single exon. Gene Ontology annotation, molecular function: structural constituent of ribosome. Gene Ontology annotation, biological process: maturation of SSU-rRNA from tricistronic rRNA transcript (SSU-rRNA, 5.8S rRNA, LSU-rRNA); translation.
AUGGGUAUCACUCGAGACUCCCGUCACAAGCGAUCGGCCUCCGGUGCCCGCCGAGCAUACUACCGCAAGAAGCGUGCUUUCGAGCUCGGACGACAGGCUUCCAACACCAGGAUCGGACCCAAGCGAGUGCACAGCACCCGUGUCCGUGGUGGUAACAUCAAGUACCGUGCUCUCCGUCUGGAGACUGGUAACUUCUCUUGGGGAUCCGAGAACAUCACUGCCAAGACUCGUAUCCUGGGUGUCGUCUACAAUGCUUCGAACAACGAGCUGGUCCGAACCAACACCCUGGUGAAGAACUCCAUCAUCCAGGUCGACGCUACCCCUUUCCGUCAGUCGUACGAGAAGCACUACGGUAAGCCCGUCACCACCAAGAGGCGAGCUGCUGGUCAGGGAGCAGAGGAGGCCAACGAGGACCCAGCAAAGAAGUCUGCUCACGUUCAGCGCAAGAUGGAGGGACGAGUUGCCGACUCCAAGAUUGACCCUCUGGUCGAGCAGCAAUUCGGUGCCGGUAGACUCUACGCCGCCAUCUCUUCCCGACCUGGCCAGUCUGGCCGUGCUGACGGUUACAUCCUCGAGGGAUCUGAGCUGGAGUUCUACGUCAGGCGUCUGCGUGCCCGUCACGCUGGAAAGCAGGCUUAG